Messenger RNA from Didymosphaeria variabile, 981 nucleotides. RefSeq lists its product as uncharacterized. The coding region runs from base 1 to 981 and encodes 326 amino acids. Lineage: Eukaryota; Fungi; Ascomycota; Dothideomycetes; Pleosporales; Didymosphaeriaceae. Gene Ontology annotation, biological process: glucan catabolic process. The transcript is spliced from 2 exons. The record is from RefSeq and is a predicted model, not a curated record. Gene Ontology annotation, molecular function: hydrolase activity, hydrolyzing O-glycosyl compounds.
AUGCCUUCGAAUGUCGCAGAAAAGCAAGCGACCGGCUCCGUAGAGCGUGAGCCGAGCUCGCCCCAACUUCCACUGACGGACCCAUUAGAUGCAGGAAGUACGUUCUUCGAUGAGUUUGAUUACUUCACCGGCUACGAUCCGACGCAUGGUUUCGUCCACUAUGUCGAUUCUGAAGGGUCGAAACUGCACAACCUUACUGAAAAUAUAUCCUCGGCUCCUCCGAACUCGCUUUCGAAGAAUGGAACGGUCAUCCUCCGCGUAGACGCGGAAGAUAAGAAUGCAACCACCGGCCGACGGAGUGUUCGCAUCACUUCCAGGAAAACAUACGAUACAGGCCUUUUCAUCUUUGACGUUGUACACUCGCCAUAUGGAUGCGCGACUUGGCCUGCUAUAUGGUUGACUGACACCUACAACUGGCCAGACCACGGAGAAAUUGACGUUGUAGAAUCCGUCAACAUGGGCGAUACGGGUAAUCAGAUGACGCUACACACAACGGACGGCUGCAAGAUUGGCAACCACAGGCGCAGAAAGCAGACGGGCGAAAUUCUGGCAAACGACUGUCAUAACACAACUAACUACAACGUCGGCUGCGGCGUAACCGGUCCCACCUACUCGUUCGGUGAAGCGUUCAACAACAUCGGAGGAGGGGUGUACGCGCUCGAGUUGCGCUCUGAAGGCAUUCGCGUGUGGUUUUUCAAUCGCACUUCGACCCCAUCAGACAUCACUGAGCAGAAGCCUGAUCCGUCGACGUGGGGUGAAGCCCUCGCUGACUUUCCAAACCUUGAAUGCGACAUUGGAAGCCAUUUUGGGAAUCUGUCAAUUAUUGCAAACAUCGGUCUUUGUGGUGACUGGGCAGGACAGAAGACUAUUUUCAAUAGCAACCCGCUGUGUACAGGGACGUGUAGUGAUUAUGUGGCGAACCGGUCGACAGAGUUCGAGAAAGCCUAUUGGGAGUUUGGCGGGUUUUGGGUCUAUCAGUAA